Messenger RNA from Benincasa hispida (wax gourd), 3684 nucleotides. RefSeq lists its product as uncharacterized. NCBI's taxonomy places the organism in Eukaryota, Viridiplantae, Streptophyta, Magnoliopsida, Cucurbitales, Cucurbitaceae. The record is from RefSeq and is a predicted model, not a curated record. Gene Ontology annotation, molecular function: protein binding; protein kinase activity; ATP binding. Gene Ontology annotation, biological process: protein phosphorylation.
UUUCCACUUAUUAAAAACCCCCAAAAUUGCCCCCUUCUUCUAAACAAAGAGUUUACUCUGUUUUUACUAUCAACUUUUUUAAAAACACCACCGGCGGCGACGACGGCGGCGGCGGUGGCUGUUCCGACGACCUGCACCGUCUCUUCGGCGGACUUCUCAUCUUCUUCCUGGAACUGUUUAAGAGAAAUCUAUUCUCAGUGUUCGUCACCGGAUCCUUUUUCUUAAUCUGAGAAUAAUCUUCGUUCUGCAACUCACUUUAACGGUGCUAUGCCUUUUUUCUCUUCAACAAUCUUCGUAAACUCCGGCGGUUUUUUGUUUGAUUGUGCUUCUUUUCUGGCUUUUGCUGCUGUAGAAUUUUGAAGUUUCUUCCAUUUCUAAACAUUCUCAAGAGUCCUUUUCGUUUUCUACUUCUGGCAUCUUGUUUGUAUGUAUGUGUAGAGGAAACGAGUAUGUAUGUGUAGAGGAAACUAGCUUAGUUUCGGUAAUUUUAUUCUUAGUCUGAGCCAUUUUGCGUCGUUUGUAAGAGAUUUUCUUCUUUCGAGGUCUCUGUGAUUGUGGUUUUUAGUUCGGUAGCAGUGUCUUUCUUGCUAUGGCUUCUUUGUGUUGGUUUUGUCUUCGAAGUUAGUGAACAAUGCCAGCGUUUUUGAAGAUGGAACGGCUGAUUGAGUUCUUCGUCUUGUUCGUUUUGGCUCCACUUUGUGCUCGAUGUGUAAACCUAUCUUUAAACGACGACGUUUUGGGCUUGAUAGUGUUUAAAGCUGCUGUUCAAGAUCCGAAGCUGAAGCUCGCGAGCUGGAACGAAGAUGACGAUAGUCCCUGCAAUUGGACUGGUGUUCAAUGCAGUCCUAGAUCCAACCGGGUCGUCGAGCUUAACCUUAAUGGGUUCUCUCUUUCGGGUCGGCUUGGCCGCGGGCUUUUUCAGUUGGAGUUUUUGCAGAGAUUGUCGCUUGCUAAGAACAAUCUUAGUGGGAAUAUAAGCCCUAAUUUCGCUCGAGUCGACAAUCUUCAGGUGAUUGAUUUGAGUGGGAAUAAUUUCUCCGGUACUGUUCCGGAUGAAUUUUUUCGUCAAUGUAGGUCUUUGAGAGUCAUUUCUUUGGCCAACAACAAAUUUUCUGGGAAUAUUCCUGAUAGUUUGAGCUUGUGUGGGAGUCUUAUUGCAGUUAACUUUUCCUCGAAUCAGUUUUCGGGUUCUUUGCCUUCUGGGAUUUGGUCUUUCAGUGGGCUUCGAUCUUUGGACUUGUCUGAUAAUUCUCUGGUGGGUGAAAUUCCGAAGGUAAUUGAGAAUUUGUAUAAUCUGCGGACUCUUGACUUGAGCAAGAAUCGAUUCUCUGGACGGAUUCCUGAUGGUAUUGGGAGCUGUUUGCUUCUGAGGUCCAUUGAUCUUAGUGAGAAUUCAUUCUCUGGGAAUCUUCCUCAGACCAUGCAGAAACUUGUUUUGUGUAGCAAUCUGAUUUUAAGCAGGAAUUUGUUUGAAGGAGAAGUUCCAGAGUGGAUAGGAGAAAUGAAAAGCCUUGAAACUCUGGACUUUUCAAGGAACAAUUUUACUGGUCGCAUUCCAACUUCAAUUGAGAAUCUUCAAUAUCUAGAAUUAUUGAAUCUCUCUUCAAAUGGCUUUACUGAUAGCUUUCCAGAAUCUGUGAUGAAGUGCCAAAGCCUUUUGGCAUUAGAUUUCAGCCACAAUUUGAUCAUAGGUAAUCUUCCUGCGAUCGGAAGUUUAAGCAAGCUGCAGUUUCUGAGCCUGUCUGGGAAUUCUUUUGUUGGUCCUAUUCCAGAAACUAUUGGAGAUUUGAAAGCUUUAAGCAUGCUUGAUUUGAGUGGAAAUCAGCUGAAUGAAACCAUUCCUGAUGCAAUUGGAGGAGCUGUGUCCCUAAUUGAGCUGAAGCUGGCUGGAAAUUUUCUAGGGGGUGAAAUUCCCUCUUCAGUUGGUCACUGUUCUUCCCUUACAACUCUGUUCAUAUCACACAAUAACUUAACUGGCCUGAUACCCGCAGCACUAGCUAAACUCUCUCAUCUCCAAAAUGUCGAUUUAUCCUUCAACAAUCUCAAUGGACCCCUUCCAAAGCAGUUGUCUAAUCUUCCAAACCUUCUUGUGUUCAAUAUUUCUCAUAACAACCUCAAGGGUGAGCUGCCUGGUGGUGGAUUCUUUAACACCAUCUCCCCUUCAUCCGUUGCUGGCAAUCCAUCCCUUUGUGGUUCUGUUGUUAAUAAAUCUUGCCCUUCUGUCCUUCCGAAACCUAUUGUUCUUAAUCCCAACUCCACUUCAGAUUCCAUUUCGAGCUCGCUGCCACCAAGCGAUAAUCACAGAAGAAAUAGAAAUAUCCUCAGCAUUUCUGCACUGGUUGCCAUUGGUGCUGCUGCUUUCAUUAUCAUUGGUGUAAUAUCGAUCACCAUCCUAAACCUACGCGUUCAAUCACCCACAUCUUUGUCUGCAGCUGCACUUGCGUUAUCUGUUGGGGACGAUUUCAGUAAUUCCUCCAGUCCUGAUGCGAAUUCUGGAAAGCUUGUGGUAUUAUCAGGAGAACUCGACUUUAGCACAGGAGCACACGCUCUGCUGAACAAGGAUUGUGAGCUUGGGCGUGGUGGAUUUGGAGCAGUUUACCAUACUAUUCUCCGGGAUGGACACUCGGUUGCAAUCAAGAAGCUUACAGUUUCUAGCCUUGUCAAGUCCCAAGAGGAUUUCGAGAGAGAAGUGAGGAAAUUUGGGAUGGUCAGGCACCAAAAUCUCGUGGCACUUGAAGGUUAUUAUUGGACUCCUUCACUACAACUCCUUAUAUAUGAAUUUGUCUCCGGAGGUAGCUUGUAUAGGUUGCUCCACGAAGCGUCAGGUGACAAUGUCCUUUCAUGGAAUGAGAGAUUCGACAUAAUUCUUGGGACAGCGAAAGGUCUUGCUCACUUACAUCAAUCAAACACAAUCCACUAUAACAUAAAAUCCAGCAACAUUCUUAUUGAUUGUAAUGGUCAACCGAAGGUGGGAGAUUAUGGUCUAGCUAGAUUGCUGCCAAUGUUAGACCGUUAUGUUUUAAGUAGCAAGAUCCAGAGCGCGCUCGGUUACAUGGCACCAGAGUUUGCUUGCAGGACAGUAAAGAUAACCGAAAAAUGUGAUGUAUAUGGCUUUGGGAUAUUGAUACUAGAGGUGGUUACAGGGAAGAAACCUGUCGAGUACAUGGAAGACGACGUUGCAGUCCUCUGCGACAUGGUCAGAGAAGCAGUUGAAGAAGGAAGAGCGGAAGAAUGCAUCGACAGGAAACUGAGAGGGAAUUUCCCUGUAGAAGAGGCCAUUCCCGUGUUAAAAUUAGGCUUGAUAUGCACCUCCCAUGUGCCAUCAAACCGACCCGACAUGAGAGAAAUGGUCAAGAUAUUGGAGAUGAUCAAAUGCCCAUCUGAAUUACAAGAGGAAUUGGGAUAAACUAAAAUGCCAAUAACACAAUUGCAGAUUAACCCGGGACGCCUGGAUUGUAUGGUGAACAAAAAAUCCAGUGUGCUUUAUCUGAUGAUGCCAAUGGACUCAAAAAACUGUUGAAGAGGAAGCUACCAUUGUUUUUGGCUUACUGUACUUUUUGCUUGUUUUCUUGUAAUAGAUUCACUUUCACCAAGCUUCCUAUUUUAGUUGUAUUUCUUCCAUUCACUUAAGGCCUAAUUAUUCAUCUGCAUUUUUGUAUGAUAAAAGCUGAGGCAACUUUAGCA